This is a messenger RNA of Metschnikowia bicuspidata var. bicuspidata NRRL YB-4993, 1641 nucleotides long. RefSeq names its product Sld1p (gene SLD1). Gene Ontology annotation, cellular component: membrane. NCBI's taxonomy places the organism in Eukaryota, Fungi, Ascomycota, Pichiomycetes, Serinales, Metschnikowiaceae. The record is from RefSeq and is a predicted model, not a curated record. Gene Ontology annotation, biological process: lipid metabolic process. Bases 1 to 1641 code for a protein of 546 amino acids. Gene Ontology annotation, molecular function: oxidoreductase activity, acting on paired donors, with oxidation of a pair of donors resulting in the reduction of molecular oxygen to two molecules of water. The transcript has 2 exons.
AUGGUCAAAAAAUUCACCUCGAGGCAGAUCGAGGGUCUCAUAUCCGAGGGAAAAGUGAUUGUCAUAUAUGAAAAUAGCGUUUUAAAUCUCACGUCUUGGCUCAAGUAUCACCCCGGUGGUGACAAGGCUGUGUACCACAUGGUUGGAAGAGAUGCAACGGAUGAAAUGCUCGCCUACCACAGCGAGGAAUCUAUCGCUACUUUCAGCAAAUGGAAAAUAGGUGAGAUCGACACAAUGUGGAAAAAUUUGUUGCCUCCCAUCCAGGGUGCGGUCUAUCCUUCUAAUACGAAACGCGCAAAGACAUCCGACUCUCUUGGUGAGAAGUUAGAUUCAGGCUCUCCAAUAACUUCUGACGAUGCUUCCUCAGAGACUUCAGUAGAACUUGAAGAUUUAGAAGUCAAUCCCAAAUUGCAUCAGGCGGGAUCGCCCCUGGGCCCGGUGAAGCCAGUCGUCCCACAAAACAUUGAAUACGUAAACUCAAGCAAUAAGGAGCAACUUUAUCCAAUUACAGGUACUGGAGCGAUUGUUGAUCCCAAAGAACUCAUGCGCCAAUUUGACAACGGGCUUGUUCGAGAGGAGUUGCUGAGACUUCCCGAUCUAGAUUACGGUACACAAAAUCAAAUCAGAGAAAAGUAUGAGAAGCUCCAUGCCACUGUCAUCAAGAAUGGGUUUUACAAGUGCCACUACUCAAACUAUGUGAGAGAAGUGGUGAAGAUUGCCUCUUUGUUCUUAUACUCAUUCUCGUUUUUGCAUCUUGGGUAUUACUUUCUCAGUGCUCUAUUCAUGGGCACAGCUUGGCACCAAAUGACUUUCAUUGCCCAUGAUGCCGGACACGUUUCGAUUUCCCACAAUUAUCAGAUUGACAAUCUUUUUGGUAUGAUAAUUGCUGAUUGGUUUGGGGGCUUGAGCUUGGGCUGGUGGAAGAGGAACCACAAUGUUCACCAUCUCAUCACGAAUGAUCCUGUCCAUGAUCCAGAUAUCCAGCAUUUGCCAUUUUUUGCUGUAAGCACUCGUUUGUUUGGUGAUGUGUACUCUACGUACUAUGACAAAGUACUUUGGCUCGACGCUUUUGCCAAGAAAGUUAUUCCUUUUCAAGAAUACUUGUACUACCCCAUUCUCACCUUUGGUCGUUUCAACUUGUACAGAUUAUCUUGGACGCACCUUCUUCUUGGACAGGGUCCGAGACAUGGAAAAGCAGCAUGGUUCAGUGUUGAAGGAGGCUGGAACAAAUUCAUGUUUGUGAUGAUAAGCCAUAUGGCCACCAUGCUUGUCCAUGUUCAGAUCACUCUCUCCCAUUUUGCAAUGUCCACUGCGGACUUGGGAGUCAGCGAGAGUUUUGCCUCGAGACAGCUCCGGACAACAAUGGACGUCGACUGUCCCGGCUGGCUUGACUUUCUCCAUGGAGGCUUGCAGUUCCAGGCCAUCCAUCAUUUAUUUCCUAGACUCCCGAGGCAUAACUUGAGACGUGUGCAGCCUUUUGUGAUUGAAUUCUGCGAAGACGUGGGUCUUCCAUAUUCUAUCUACGGUUUCGGAAAGGGAAAUGAGGUUGUCAUUGGGAAGUUGUCAGAGAUUGGAAAGCAGUGCUCGAUCAUGUUGGAGUGCACGAGAAAAAUGAAAGAUGACCAACAUCCGUUCACAUAG